GUAAAUCUCCUUAUCCUUGUUGGAAACUCGAGCCCAAAACGCGGUUCUUUGGGCGAAGAUGACUUGCUGUUGUGGGAAUCGUCGUCGGGGUGCGAUCACCAGCGUCCACCCCUUUACGAAAGCCGUGUCUGCCUAAACCAUAAGGAAACUGUGCACUUUGAAGUUGCUAUGGAGCCAACUUUGCUGUCACGUGAAACCGUUCCGAGUUCUUCCAGCAGUUCGAAGUCAGACCGUUCAUGAACCUCUUGGGCAUCACCUCGAGUUGAGCAUCAGGCACCCCUAAACCUCUUCCCUCCCUCUCCCCCUAUCGGUCGUAUUUCGCAAUGUCUCUCGCGACUAUUGGCAGGAGGUCACUCUUGCACUCGCAGAAGAAUGUGUUGGCCCCGCUUGUGGCCCCAUUCCAUACCACUACGAUGGCUCAACUCGCCACCCCGGCCCCCGACCCAGUGCAGAAGCAACCUCUCAUCAAGACCUUCAACAUUUACCGUUGGUCUCCCGAUAAGCCCGCUGAGAAGCCCCGUCUUGAGAAGUACCAGAUUGAUCUCAACCAGUGCGGACCUAUGGUGUUGGACGCACUGAUCAAAAUCAAAAACGAAAUCGACCCUACGCUUACUUUCCGUCGAUCCUGCCGUGAGGGCAUCUGUGGAUCUUGUUCAAUGAAUAUCAACGGUGGAAACACUCUGGCAUGCCUAAGCCGUAUCGACCGGAAUCCAUCUUCCGAUGUCAAAAUCUAUCCCUUACCUCACACUUACGUCGUAAAAGACUUGGUACCUGACCUUACGCAAAUUUACAAACAGUACAAGUCGAUUGAACCAUACAUGAAGCAAAAGACGGCCGCUCCUGAGCGCGAAAAUAUUCAGUCCAUUGCGGACCGUAAGAAGCUGGAUGGAUUGUAUGAGUGUAUCUUAUGCUUUUGUUGUUCUACUUCGUGCCCAAGUUACUGGUGGAACAGCGACAAGUACCUUGGCCCGGCAGUCUUGAUGCAGGCGUAUCGGUGGAUGAUUGACUCGCGUGAUCAUUUUGGUGUCGAGCGGCGGGAGGCUUUGCAGGACCCUUUCUCUGUGUACCGUUGCCACACAAUCAUGAACUGCGCCCGCACAUGCCCUAAGGGGUUGAACCCUGGUUUGGCAAUUGCUGAGAUCAAGAAACAAAUGGCCCUUGACGGAUAGUUUACGGUCGGGAUUGGACAAACUACGUGAAAAUAUACCGCUGGCUUGUAGUGUAUGUGAAUUUGAUCCGAGUAGUAUGGCUGCCGUGAUAUAAAGAUCCCAAAGAGUGCAAUGCAUAUCUUAUUGUAGCAUGUCGACAUGAUUGAACCUUUAGAUCCUUAUUAUGCAAUUGGCCU
This is a messenger RNA of Spizellomyces punctatus DAOM BR117, 1345 nucleotides long. RefSeq names its product succinate dehydrogenase [ubiquinone] iron-sulfur subunit, mitochondrial. Gene Ontology annotation, molecular function: 2 iron, 2 sulfur cluster binding; electron transfer activity. Gene Ontology annotation, cellular component: mitochondrial membrane. NCBI's taxonomy places the organism in Eukaryota, Fungi, Chytridiomycota, Chytridiomycetes, Spizellomycetales, Spizellomycetaceae. Gene Ontology annotation, biological process: tricarboxylic acid cycle; respiratory electron transport chain; aerobic respiration. Bases 324 to 1169 code for a protein of 281 amino acids. The record is from RefSeq and is a predicted model, not a curated record. The transcript is spliced from 5 exons.